Messenger RNA from Acromyrmex echinatior (Panamanian leafcutter ant), 1361 nucleotides. Its product is annotated as ARL14 effector protein. The record is from RefSeq and is a predicted model, not a curated record. Gene Ontology annotation, cellular component: intracellular membrane-bounded organelle. NCBI's taxonomy places the organism in Eukaryota, Metazoa, Arthropoda, Insecta, Hymenoptera, Formicidae.
CAGUAACCGAACCUAUUUUGAUCGUAUUGUGACAUAUUUCCUAACCUGAAUAUUCGUUGUCAUUAACGAUUACUAUCUCGAUUCAGAAGCAGAGCAACAUUUUUUUCUAUCAGGUUCUUUUGUUUUAUACAAAAACGUCGACAAAAACCUCUCCAGAAUUAUUUAUCACAAAUAGGGAUUUAAGGACAAAUACUUUUUAAUUCUCCAUAAAAGCUUUUGCAUUCUCAUGCGAUCAAUCGACAAUCAAAGAAUGGAGAGUUCCGGCGAAAGUUCAUCGAGCAAUCCAACACCUACACGUGGCGAAAGAAAGAGUACUCGAGGCUCAAGACAGAAAGCCGUGGAUAAUUUGAGCAAAAAAUUUUUGAGAAACUUCGAUCCAGAGCACAGCGAACGAGAAAAGCGCAAGUUGUAUCGUCGAUUAUAUCAAAGCUACAGGAAGCAUCUAUACAACGAUGAAGGCAUUUUUAUACGGACAUCGGAUGAUCUCUGCGACUGCUUGAGCUUGGAUUGUCCAGGAUGCCAUUUUCCGUGUUCCAAGUGUUCUUCUCCAAAAUGUGCCCACGACUGCAGGAAUAAUCGCAAAUGGACCUACGAUAGCAUUCAUUGCGAAGGGACUGGUCCUGUGAUAAAAAAUCCACUGAUGAAAGAAACAAAGUGAGAAUUUAAAAACACGCAAAUGUAUAUCUAGAUGUACCUAAUAUAUUCUUAAGGCUCCUGAGUACUUCUGAGCGACACAAAAUCAGACAGCGGUCUGGCGAAUCUGUAGCCCCCCACACAAGCACGAGCCCAUAUACAUGUGUUCUCGGCGCAUCGAAAGUGAGUACAUAUACAUGGCUCGUGCUUGUGUGUGUGUGUUUACAGCGCCUCGCCACAAUAAAUGGCUGAAUUUAUAGGCGUGGAAAAGUGACGAAAUUUAUGUUGCAUGCCAUUUCGUUAUUAUUUGCUUAAUUGUGAAAAUGUGAUUUAUAAAAAUCGUAAUUAUAACGAUGAAAACUAAAGUUAUCUUGGAAUUUUAUAUGUAUAUAUUUUACUCGUUUCAACAGCUAUCAGAUUGUGUCUGUUUCUGCCCGAAUAUAGGCUCGCUUUACGUGUCUUUUACGACCAUUUACUGUCAAGGAAGGAAAGAACAGUUUUCAUCGAUUUUUACAAGUGUUUUAAAGCGAUCUCGUCAUUUCGUUUCAUCCAAAUUGUCUUUAUUUAUAAAUAACAUGCAACAUAAAUUAACGUGUAUUUCUCACUUCUGACGUCACAAUUCCAACACGGCCGCCGCGACUAUUCAAAAGCCUUAAGGAAAUUCUCUAACUUAAAAAAAGAGAUUCACAUGACUUUUCAUGUAUUUUACCGUACAAGUUUGGUCAUUG